Camelina sativa (false flax) is the source of this 951-nucleotide messenger RNA. Lineage: Eukaryota; Viridiplantae; Streptophyta; Magnoliopsida; Brassicales; Brassicaceae. The record is from RefSeq and is a predicted model, not a curated record.
AUGCGGAAGGCAAACAGCUCAAGAGAAGAUUCAAAAUGGUCAACUCUAGAUAGAAACAUACUUGCCACUAUCUUCGAUAAGCUUGACAUGAUGGACAUUACCAUGGGAGCUUCACGUGUAUGCAUCCAUUGGUUCCUUGUCUCUCACAACAAAUUACUGUGGGAAACCAUCGACCUCACGAGGCUCAAACACAAGGGAAAAAAUGUCCUCUACAAAUACCGGGUCGACAAAGAAGCCCUAAGCUUUAGUAAUCUUUCAAUUAAGAUGAGCCGGUUCUUCUUUAACUUUCGUAGAGUAAAACGCAUAAAACUCAAGAAUCUAAUUGUUGAGAUCACUAAGUUGAGCCGCACGGCUCCACGUAAUGUGUUCUUUAACUUUAAUUCCUAUUUACAAAAGGAGGAUCUCAUGUUUGUUGCUGAGAGGAUGCCAAACAUAGAGAAACUUGCUUUACCAGUUCCAUUGUCACUGCGUAAUGAGAAGAACUCAUUUAGGUUUGCGUUUAGUCAGUGGAAGAAUCUUAAAACACUGGUCAUGGCUUAUAAUGAAUUUACCUGGUUCUCAUUCGAGAUUCGAAUUGUGGGAGAGAGCUGCAGUAACCUCAACAACUUGAAACUUAUGGGUGAUUUGGGAAACGACGAUGCUGAAACAAUCGUACAUUACCUCCAGAGCCUCACUAGGUUGAGUUUGCGAUGCUCUUUGAUCGAUGUUGAAGGAGUUCUCCUGCUAAUCAGAGGUCUUCGAAACCUCGCUAUCCUUAACUUGACACAUUGCGUAAUCUUGGGCUGGUAUCUUAUGAUAAAUGAUGUUGUACAAGCUGCCACUCAGAAGCUUGACAAACUUAUCACAUGUGCAGAAGAUGAUUGUUCAGUUUGCGAAGAUCGACCUUCCGGGGAGCAUAAUUUUUACAGGAAGAAUUGGCGAAACGACGAGAUAAAAGAACUUGAAUUCUGA